AUGUGUGCACUUUUAUUUCUUACCACAUCUGGAACAAAUGAAAUAUCGACAAAUUUAUUUAGACGUUUUUUAACAAUGACUAAAACAGCAUGUAUAAACGAUCUCCAUUCACGUCAACAAUUACCAAAGAGGUUAAAGAAUGAUGAUAAAAUAAUUUUAAACGCUUAUGAAAAUCCAUUACGUUGUCAGGAUUGGUUUAUACUCUCAAAUGGUUUUCUUCUUCCCAGUCAACAACGACCAUACUAUCGUUCACAAUUUCAAGAAUAUUCAGAAUACUAUCUAAAAUCUAUUCAUCAUCAACAUCAAAAACGUUAUCAUAAUCAACGGCGUCUGGCAUUAUCAUCUAUUGUCGAGCAAGCUGAAAAAACACAAUCAUUUAGUACAGGCACUCCACGUUCCAUUAAUAGACCAAAAGGAUUUCAAUUUCCACCAGGAAAUCCAAAUGAUCUACCAAAAUUAGAACAUUUAAAAUAUAUUGAAAGUGAAUUACUUAAAACUUUGCCAAAUUUUAUGAAGACGUAUCAUCCAUACGGUUUAUAUUCAAAUGAAUUUGUUUGUGAAAAUUAUUAUCAAGAACCACCAAUAAUAAUCAAAAAUCUUGCUUCAUACGCAUUACAUUUACUUUGGAUAAGAACAAAAAUUAAUUUUGCUUAUAUGAAAGCAGAUGUUCACAUUUUAAAUUCAACCAUUGAUGAAGAAUCGAGUGUCGUUAAAAUACGUUGGCGUAUUGUUGGUAUACCAAAUAAAGCUGUUCUUUCAUUAAUUGGAAAAUUAAAAAAAGCACCAACAAAAGAAGAAGUGAAAGAUAUAGCUAAACAAAGUGUCGAAUGGAUUGAUGGUUAUUCAAUAUUUUUUAUUCGUGGCGAUGGUCGUAUCUAUAAACAUCGCAUUGAUCGAGUUAUGAUUGAUGAGGAGAAAGUUAAAGCAACUAAGAAAAACAUAGAAAAAGUUCCUGCAACUGCACCAGCCGUUUUGUAA
Molecule: messenger RNA, 978 nt
Organism: Didymodactylos carnosus
Lineage: Eukaryota; Metazoa; Rotifera; Eurotatoria; Philodinida; Philodinidae
Source: the annotation of a GenBank genome assembly